AUGUCGACCCCCUCCACACCGCGGACGGCGCGUUCCGCGUCACCAACAGCCAACUCACCACAGAUGCUCACCCCAGGGCAAAAAAUCAAAGCUAUGCUCGCCCAAUUCGACAGCGACUCAGACUCAGAUAAUGGAAAUCCACAGCCCCAACGAUCCAUCGCAAGAAUCACCGACAAUCUUAAAAACAGCACAGUCUCGGACCACCGGCCAACCAUGGAUUUGGAUGAUGGGGCCUCAGACGAAGAUGACGAUAUAAUUAUGCCCAAGGGCCGCAUAGCUGCUCGACUGCAGGCUCAGGGCAGUGAGAACAGCGAAUCAGCAUUUGAUCGAGUGUCGAAGAGCUUGAGGAACGCACAGCAGGAAAAACGCGAUUCAGUAGCCGAUGAGGCGAUGUCCGAGGACGAUGACGAUGAUGAUGAUGAUGAUGAUCUUCCUGUGGCUGGUCCACGGAGGAAAGCUAAUAAUAGGGUGGUUGAAGAGCGUGAAGAGAGUGAUGCGGAUGGGUCGCCGUCCCGUGCGCGCGCGUUUUCGCCUCUGUUCGUUUAUUCCCCGACUCGUGAUGAUGCUGAGGACCAAGAUGGAGCGGAUGGCUCGGAUCAGGAUGAAGUUCGGCCAAAGGCGAAUGCCCGGUUCCUCGCCCUUGUUGCUCAGAAACGCAAGGAGCGCGAGGCGAAGGAGAGAAUUGAAAAUGAGAAGAAGGCCGCGAAGGCGAAGCAAAGAGAGCAGUUUAGCUCAGAGAUACUCUCUGGUGAUGAUAGUGAAGGGGAUGACGAGUCGGAACGGAAACUAUCACAACCUGCGCGACCUGCGCGAAAGGCCAGUAAGAAGGCCCUCGAAGAGAUGAACCGGGAAACCCAACGACUCAGCAGAAGUAUGCAAUUGGUCCAUCAGGCCCAGACCAAGAAGAAAAUCAGCAAGGAAAGUUUCUUUGCUCGGUUUAACUUUAUGCAGCCUGAUCAGCAAAAUGCCUCGGGGUCUGCGCCGGAUAACUCGUCGAGUACCGCUGAUUCGCAGAAUUCAUCGGAUGCCGAAGCUCAGAAGAAUAAGGAAACGCCGCGUACUUCACCAAUUCUAGCUCCAUCUGAGAAGCCUUCAACUGGCAAUGAUACCAAUGAUGCGUCCAAGGAGGCUUCAACCGAAUUCCCGACAUUGGAGGAAAUGAUUGCCAAAAUGCCGCAGCAAUCAGAGCAACCCAUUGUUGGCUGCGUGGAAGAACAAGCGACGGAUAAGAAGCCUCAGGCAGCCGAGCAAAAGAAGCAAAAGAAGGUUCUAACAAUGCCACCUGUUCGCGUUCGCCUUUCUCGUGAGCAAGUAGCUCGGAACCAAAAAGAUGACUCCGACAGUGAUUUGGAAAUUGUAACAUCUCCCGCCAAAUGCCGCCGAUACGCGGUGUUUGAGAACCUUCCCAUGAGAAGACACCAGGAAUCGGCCACUAUGUUGAAACUGAAGGCUCUGGCUCAGCUCACAUCUCCGAAGAAGAAGUCAAGCAUGAAUUAUGCCGAAUUAGCCGCCCACCUCUUACAUCAGGCGAGGCAGCAGGCAAGCAAAGAGAGGAUGGAGAGAAUUGAAGAGCUGAGGGCAAAGGGUGUCAUCAUUGAAACGGCCGAUGAACGGGCUGCUAUGGAAGAUGAAUUAGAAAACCUUGUCGAAAAAGCACGGAAGGAAGCCGAAGAAAUCGCAAAGAAAGAGAAGGCAGCAGCUAAGGGUGAAGGAGAUGAGGAUGGCGACUACGAAUUCUCCGGGUCUGAGGAGGAUGGUGACGAGGCUGACGAGGACGAAGAAGAAGAUGACGAUGAAGAAGAGGAAGGUAACGAACACGGCGAAAAGGAAGGUGGCCUAUUCGACGCCGAAGCUGGCGAAAAUGAAGCAUCCGAUGAUGGCCAACCCGAAGUCAUGUCAUCCGAAGAGACCGGUUUGGUAACCCAGAGACGGAAACGGCCUACUCGAGUCAUUAGCGACGACGAGGACGAACCUCCCGUACCUAAGACGCCUGCAAAGAUGACCAACCCAGUCACAGUACAAUCUGUGGAGCGCCCACAUAUUCCCGGUUUGCCUUCUGAUGACAUGACUAUGAGCUUAACCCAAGCAUUCGCGGGAACUUUGGGCGAUAAUCAUGCGGACAGCCAAGCAAAAUCUACAAUCCCUCACUCGUUGCCUGACCCAGUCGAUGGUCGACGAGAAUCAGAUUCGCAGAUGAUCAUCAAGGAUAGCCAGGAACAACGGUCUGAAACUACCGAUAUACUAGCGGGAUAUGCACAGUCUGAGAUACGAGUUUCUGAAUCACCUGCUCCACGAGGGAUGUCUCAGUUUUCUCAGAUUCCGGACCCAACACAGGAUGCUGGGUUUGUACUAUCACCCUAUGAUCCCACGAAGCGAUUUAUGAGUACCCCUGCGUCUACCGUGGAGACUGUUCUCAUCAACCGGAACGAGUCCCAGAACAACUCCCCUACUGUUCAGCGGAAGGCGAAGCAUCUGCAUCGGGGACGAACAACCGAACUAUCCGCUAUUGAAGAGCAGAGUGAAGGCGAUUUUGAGAUUGAUGCCAGUGCAUUCGACGUUAUGAAGAAGGCAGUCAAGAAAAAGUCUAGUGUCCCGUUUGAUAAAAACAAGAGUAAAGCGAAGGAUGUGGUAGAAGAAGCUGCGGAGGAAUCAGACGACGAAUAUGCUGGGCUUGGUGGCGCGAGCGACGAGGACGAUGACGUGGAGAAUGCAUACGAUCGACAGAUGAUUGACGAUAACAGCGGAGAAACUGCCGACGAGAAACAAUUGGCCGCUCUCAAUGCACUCCAUCAGAGAAAUGCAGAUGAGAAACAAGUAGCUAAGCUUCUCAAAGACAUCACAACGGGGGCUCUUAGACGACGCAGAGGGGGCGAUGAUGAGUUCGACUUGGACGAUUCUGACGAUGAGCUUCUUGCGCGUCGGCGAGAGAAACAGAGAGAGUUUGCACGGAUGCGAAAGGCACUCAUGGCUGACGAGAAGAUUGGUGAAAUUGCCGAGAACCCUAAGAAAGCUGCAUUCUUCAAGGCUGUUGAAGAUCGCGAUAUGGACGACGACGACGGCCUCGAUUUCUUAGAACCCGAGGAGAAUCCUGACUUCCAAGAGGAAUCAUCGUCGCAAGACAUGAUUCCAGACUCACAGCCUGAUACUACUACAACUAGCGAUAGCAACAAGAGGAAGAGGCCCCUUGAACCUUCAGCUGAAGACAUCAAUAAUCGACCUCCGCCUCAUAUGCGUCGCAAGCCGGCAAGUGUCAUGUCCAAGAAGCCAGCUAACCUUGCUGAGAUCCGCGAAACCCUUUCCUUCCUGACUGAAACUCCCGAAUAUGACUCUUUCCACGAAGAUGCAACUGUCGAUGACGAUGAAGAACAGGACAAGACCAUCGACGGUGAGGCAGCGGAUGAACAGCCAUCCAACAGCCAGUCCACGGAAGAAUUUGUUGUCCCGCGGCAUCCACGCCGGACAAAGGGCCCUGUCGUAGAUCGACUUGCUCUGCUACGGCAAGCAUCAUCUAACUCCGCAACAUCUGGUUCCUCUAACACUCGAUUUGCUUUCCAAACUGGCUCUGGACCCGAUCCCAUAGGAUUCCGCCCACCCUUGCUUCGAAGGACUACAACGGGCUCCUCUUCCACCAGCAGCUCCUCCAAGUCAGACACAUCGCGACGAGUAACCAAGCCUGCAUCAGGUGCUUCGGUUGCCAAGAAAGGUGCCGUUAACUACUACACAGCCGCGCGAGAAAAGGAACGUGAGCGGGAGCUUCGGGCCAGGACCCGUAACACCGGCACCAAUAUCACCGCGUUGGUGAACAAGCAUGCUAGCAACCGACUCGGCGCUCUUGGCCGUACAGGGCAAUGGGACUAA
Messenger RNA from Aspergillus caelatus, 3858 nucleotides. RefSeq lists its product as uncharacterized. NCBI's taxonomy places the organism in Eukaryota, Fungi, Ascomycota, Eurotiomycetes, Eurotiales, Aspergillaceae. Bases 1 to 3858 code for a protein of 1285 amino acids. The transcript has 2 exons. Gene Ontology annotation, molecular function: anaphase-promoting complex binding. Gene Ontology annotation, biological process: mitotic G2 DNA damage checkpoint signaling; activation of protein kinase activity; mitotic DNA replication checkpoint signaling. The record is from RefSeq and is a predicted model, not a curated record.